GUUUGAACUCCAGAAACAGGUAACAUGUAGGAUCUCUAAAGCAGUGUUAAUGCUCAGCAUUUCCUCUAUUGCAGUAACAAGGGGAGUUUUAUAGUUGAGAUUCAAGUCUGGUUGGGAAUUUUUUAGAAUGGACUUCACGUGGGUGUCAGAUUGGAAUUUGCCGUUAAUCUCAUGAAUAGAUUCAAGAUCAGGCAUGUUGGGAGAGUAUAUCUGUAUGGGCAUGGAGUUGAGAAGCACUUUUAUUUAACAAAUGAGAAAUGCUCUCUCUUUCUUUCUCUUCAUAUAAGUGGGAAAGAAAAGCAUAAUGAAGGAGAAUUACAGACUUUGAGGUCUCGAGUAGAUGAACUCCAGAUAGAAAUGGGAAGAAUCCAGAAAGAAAACAAUGAACUCCGAGGGGAACUGAAAUUACAGACUUUGAGGUCUCGAGUAGAUGAACUCCAGAUAGAAAUGGGAAGAAUCCAGAAAGAAAACAAUGAACUCCGAGGGGAACUGAAUGAACUCCGAGUAGAACUGAAUUGGAGAAGGACUCACAAGUAUGCAGAUGACAUCACACUUAAUCCAGACACAGCCCACCCCAAUCUCUCCAUUUCUGAGGAUAAGAAGAAAUUUACUCAUGAACCCCAACCUCAAAAACUCCCAACAACUACAGAGAGGUUCGAUUCAACUGUCUGUGUGUUGGGCUGUGAAGGAUUCUCCUCUGGAGAGCACUACUGGGAAGUGGAGGUUGGGAGCAGCACUGACUGGGAUCUGGGAGUGGCCAGAAUAUCAAUACAGAGAAAAGGAAAACUUUCCCUGUCCCCUAAAGAGGGAUUCUGGGCUCUGGGUCUGAGUGGGAGAGAUUAUUGGGCAAAAACAGAUCCAUGGACCCGGGUCAUGGUGCAAAAAAAGCCCAAGAAAAUUGGAGUUUACCUUAGUUACCAACGGGUGCAGGUGUCCUUUUUCAAUGUAACUGACAUGUCUGUGUUGUUCACAUUUAAUGAUUGUUCAUUCUCAGGAGAGGUUUAUCCAUUCUUUAAAAAUUCCCACAAAGAAAUAUCAAUGAGAAUUUGUUCUAUAAGAGAAGAUGAAUGAGUUUAAAGUGGCACUGCCACUCACUUAUCCCACUGUAUCUUUGAAAUCAAAUUUCCUAUCAAUGAAUUUGAAUUACAUUUUUCCUCUAUAUUAAUUCUAUGAUGCCAUCUCUAGAACAGCACUGUUAUUCAUUUUAUGUCUGUGAACCUAUGACAUCAAGUUUCUCUCCAAACAAAUUUGAACUGUAGUUUUUAUUCAGUACUUUGUGAACUGCCAUCUUAAUUACUUGCUUUCAACAACAAUUUUUUUUUGUUACUUCUGACAAAUACUGUUAUUUGACUAGGCUGUUAAGGAAAGGAUAUUUAUGUUGUAGAUUUUCAAUAGAAAUCAAUUCUCACAGUUAGGUUUUCAAGAUUUUCAAGAGCUCAGCUGCCAUUUACCCAGUGUGAAAAUCCCUAAAAAAUCUGACAAAAACUGUCACAGUGGGAGCUGCUGGGUGGAUAUUAAUGGGAGAAAAAUCCAUCCUGUCACACAUUCAUUUUUCUCUUAGAGCCAUACCCCACCAAACUUAUAACUAAUGUAGGGCUUGUGACUGGCCUGUGUAGCUACACAGCAGGGUAAGGGAAUAUAAAAUACUCUUCAUUCCUCUACAAAGCCAUGCAGGACUUACUGUCAUAGUUACAAGACAGUUGCACCUCUGACCCCUUCCCAGUCCCUCUGAGAGCUCCCACCCUGAGACCUCUUUCUCUCACCUGUCUCAGGGUGGAAUCUCAUGAGUCUUCAACACUCAGAUGGGGAUCUGACUAUAAUAACUUGGCCAUACCAUCCAUUUACCACCCUUCAGUCCAUUCUUAGACUGGGCACCUUCUUGAUCCUUCAUUCAGGAAACUGUGACCAAUGAAACUGGCCAAAAGCCUUUUAAAAACUAAGUGUUCUUUGGUUGUGUAGUUUGUAGAAAUAGAGCAAUUUUCCUUUAAAUAGUCUAUCAGCCUUCUGUUUGUGGUCACCAUAAUCUAUGAACUAGAAACUGCCAGAAACUGGUCAGAGCAGCAAUAUGUAUACACCUAGGCUUGUGUAGGCUUGUGUAUAUUUAGUAAACUCAUUUAUUUGGAAUUGGCUGUGCCUGUAUGGUUUCUUUAUAUUGUUUUGCCCUUGUAAGGAGCAGAGGACACAAUGAUUGCUAACAAGGAGGCAAGCCCAAUCCCAGAGUCCAGUGGAACAGAGAAUAACUGCAGAGUCCUAGACUAAAAGGAAACUGCAGCCACUGGGACUGCGAGAAAACCAAUCAUUCAGGGUGAGGGGGGGAAAGUAUGUAAAAGUCUGGCAGUUUGAGGAAAAUUGACUUGUUUGAUAAAGUGAGUCACUCCUUUACUCAGCUGUGGUGGGAGAAUGGAACAGAGUAUGACAGCUAAGGUUAAAAUUCUGUCACAGGUUGUCAUAAAUAUGAAGGGAAGGGUAACCACCUUUCUGUAUAGACUGCUAUAAAAUCAUUUCACCUGUAAAAGGUUAAGAAGCUAAGGUAACCUUGCUUGCACCUGACCCAAAAUGACCAAUGAG
Messenger RNA from Dermochelys coriacea (leatherback sea turtle), 2568 nucleotides. Its product is annotated as butyrophilin subfamily 1 member A1-like. The transcript has 12 exons. Gene Ontology annotation, molecular function: protein binding. The coding region runs from base 172 to 1071 and encodes 299 amino acids. NCBI's taxonomy places the organism in Eukaryota, Metazoa, Chordata, Testudines, Dermochelyidae. The record is from RefSeq and is a predicted model, not a curated record.